AAGUAGAGCUGCGAGGGUUUGAUAGCUGGCAGUGGGAGCAGAAGCUGGAGUGAAUGGUGGAGAGCAGGAGCAGCAGCAGCAGGAGGAGCAGGACCAGGAGCAGAGCUGGAGAAGAAAGAGCAGCUCGUACACAUGAACACAGAGCAGAGAGGAGCUGAGACUGGAUCACACCGGGCUGCGACGCUCCUCCGGAUUUCUCUCCGCUGUUUUGCGCUCCUCCGCCUCCAGACGCGCAUCUCCCUCACCGAUGUUCUCCAGUGACUGAGCCGCGGGGAUCUAACUCCUUUCCCUCGUCUCUGGACUCUUAAUGUGCGUGCAUGAUGUUUUUGUUCGCGUUUCAUGCUGGGAGACGUUUGCGUUGCGUUUCUCCGGGGCCGCUCGGCUUGCAGCUGGUUCUGUGGAUCGUGUGCGCGGGUUACGGAGAGGAGCAGCCGUUCAGUGUGGAGGCAUGGCUGCAGCGGUAUGGCUACCUCCCCCCUACAGACCCCAGAAUGUCUGUCCUGCGCUCAACUCAGACCAUGCAGUCGGCUAUCGCUGCCAUGCAGCGGCUUUACGGCCUCGAGGUCACGGGCGCGCUAGACAAGAACACCAUCGACGCUAACACAAUAAGCUGGAUGAAAAAGCCCCGCUGUGGUGUACCAGACCAGCUUAACGGGGCCUCCAAAUUCAGCGUACGGAAACGACGCUACGCACUAACAGGACAGAAGUGGCAACACAAACAUAUCACAUACAGUAUAAAGAACGUCACACCCAAGGUUGGUCCAGAAGAGACUCACGAUGCCAUUCGACGAGCGUUCGAGGUGUGGCAGAACGUGACGCCGCUGCGCUUCGAGGCGGUUCCCUACAGCGAGCUGGAGAGGAAUAAGAAAGACGUGGAUAUUACAAUCAUAUUUGCCUCUGGAUUCCAUGGAGACAGUUCACCUUUUGAUGGGGAGGGGGGGUUUCUGGCACACGCCUACUUUCCUGGACCGGGCAUCGGAGGGGACACACAUUUUGACUCGGAUGAGCCCUGGACCCUGGGAAACCCAAACCAUGAUGGGAAUGACCUGUUCCUGGUGGCUGUACACGAGCUGGGUCACGCGUUAGGCCUGGAGCACUCCAACGACCCCACAGCAAUCAUGGCCCCCUUCUACCAGUACAUGGACACGGAGAACUUCAAACUGCCUCACGACGACCUGCAGGGAAUCCAGAAGAUUUAUGGACCUCCGGAUAAGACUCUCAACCCUACCAGGUCGUUACCAACAGCUCCACCUCCACGUUCUCACCCGCCGUCAGACCCACGCAAACACGACCGGCAGACGAGACCGCCUCGUUUACCCACGGGGGACAAACCCAGUCACCCCAACGCCAGACCCAACAUCUGCGAUGGUGACUUUAACACGCUCGCCAUCCUGCGCCGAGAGAUGUUCGUGUUCAAGGACCACUGGUUUUGGCGGGUCAGGGACAACACGGUAAUGCCAGGGUAUCCCAUGCUCAUCAACGUGUUCUGGAGGGGUCUGCCACCUAGGAUAGACGCCGUCUAUGAAAACAGCGAGGGCAAAUUUGUCUUCUUUAAAGGAAAGCAGUUCUGGGUGUUCAAGGACACCAUGCUCCAGCCUGGAUACCCGAAGGACAUCUCCAUGUUCGGAAACGGCAUGCCGGCCCAGAGUAUCGAGACCGCCGUCUGGUGGGAGGACGUAGCCAAGACCUACUUUUUUAAAGGGGACAGAUAUUGGAGAUACAACGAGGACAUGCGGACCAUGGAUCCCGGAUAUCCGAAGUCCAUCACGGUUUGGAAGGGUGUUCCAGAUUCUCCUCAGGGUGCCUUUGUAGAUAAAGCUAAAGGGUUCACUUACUUCUACAAAGACAAAGAAUACUGGAAGUUUAACAACCAGAGACUGCGGGUGGAGCCCGGCUACCCUCGCUCCAUCCUAAAAGACUUUAUGGGCUGCGACCUGAUGCCCAUCGACCCGGAUCGCGUCCCGGCCGAAGACGUGGACAUCGUCAUCAAGCUGGAGAACGAGGCCGGCACGGUGAAAGCCAUCGCCAUCGUCAUCCCCUGCGUCCUGGCGCUGUGCCUGCUGGUGCUGCUCUACACCGUCUUUCAGUUCAAGAGGAAAGGCACGCCGCGCCACAUACUGUACUGCAAGCGCUCCAUGCAGGAGUGGGUGUGAGACGGAGCCGCGCGUAGGCCCGCCCCUUCGCUCCUAAACUCCCCCGGCAGACGCCGCGGUGGUACGGUCCACCUUAAACCUGCGUACUACGGCCCCGAUCUUUCUCCGGCUCGGCCCACUUUCUUCGGGUGAGCGGAGAGGGCCUUUGCCUAGACCUCCCACCUCCAGGAGAGGAAGGGUGCAUCAUUCUUACUCUCAGCCCCUUUCCCCUUUGGCUUCGUGCACCCGCUUUGAGACCAGCGAGGGCUCUGGAUCAGACUCUCGCGGUGCAGUGCGUCGUCCUGCUUCGAAUCAGGUCUGUCUUGAGUGGAUAAAGCAGAUUGCUAGAACCCUAAGAAUUCCUCCCCACUGCACGCUCUACAGAGGAAAAAAUAAACACAUGCCGAAAAUGAAGAGUUGCUUAAAACUUAUUAUAUUUAACCUUUUUUUGUAUUUUGAGUUUGUAUUCUGGACUAGAGCUAUUAAUAAUUCCCUUUAAGCACUCCUGAACAAGUCAAACCAAAUACAAAACGUGUUUUUUCCCCCCGUGCUCUUGAACUGGUAUGAAGUGGGUAUAUCUCGACUGUUGUGGCAGUCUGUCUAAGAAACAGGGGCCAAAUGAUUUUGCAAUAUCUUCAACAGCCUUAAUUGUAAAUCAUAUUCUUUUUGUUCGCUUCUGUUUGAGCUUUCGUCAGCCAGUCGGCGAGUGGCGACUGCUGCGUUGCCUCUUUUUGUCUUUUCUUUGGUAAUCGUGUUUAACUGAAUGCGUACAUGGAUCAGAAUCAAUCUGUUUAAGGUGAAAUAUAUGAGUAGGACUGAUUUGCAGACCGAAAGCUAAAAUAAUAGCUUUAUCAGCUUAUAUGUUACAGCAACAUCAGUCUAC
This is a messenger RNA of Trichomycterus rosablanca, 3015 nucleotides long. Its product is annotated as matrix metalloproteinase-16-like. Gene Ontology annotation, biological process: skeletal system development; extracellular matrix organization; collagen catabolic process. Gene Ontology annotation, molecular function: metalloendopeptidase activity; zinc ion binding. Gene Ontology annotation, cellular component: plasma membrane; extracellular matrix. Lineage: Eukaryota; Metazoa; Chordata; Actinopteri; Siluriformes; Trichomycteridae. The transcript has 11 exons. The record is from RefSeq and is a predicted model, not a curated record. Bases 318 to 2153 code for a protein of 611 amino acids.